AUGGCGGUGGUUGUGUUUGUGACAAUAUUGGUGGCCAUGGCUACUGCAGUGGCUGGCGAUCCAUCAGAAGCGACAUUAGUGAAUACUAAACAUGGAAAAAGAAAAUGCACACAAGGUUGGGAGUGUAAUACCCCGUCUCCAUAUUGCUGCGGCUACAAGAUUUCGGAUUUCUUUACGGCCGAUGAUUUUGAGAAGCUUUUCCCCCAAAGGAAUUCGCCGGGAGCCCAAGCAGCCUACUUUUAUAGCUACGAGUCCUUCAUCCAAGCCUCCGCCCUGUUUCAGCCGCAGGGCUUCUGUACCUCCGGCAACAAGACAAUGCAGAUGAAGGAACUUGCCGCUUUCUUUGCCUUUGUUGCCGCCCAAACUUCUUGCGAGCACGCAAGUGCGAGAGGUGGGUUACUAAGCUGGGGUCUAUGCUAUUGCAAAGAAAUGAGUCCCAACAAAAAUCGUUGUGUUGAUGGUGAAGAAGCUGAUAUUGAUUGCCCAUGCAACCCGGGAGCUCAGUACUAUGGUCGUGGGGUCUUUCCAAUAUACACUAGCACCGCAUACUGCCGCACAGGCAAAGCAUUAAAUGUGGAUUUGUUGAACCACCCGGAGCUCAUCGAACAAAAUGCAACUCUCGCAUUCAUGAUCGCAAUGUGGAGGUGGAUGACUCCAGUUUUUGGCGGCCGCGAACUAAUAAGAGGGUGGCACAAAAUAAUAACGGUACCCUCACCACACACUGUGUUUGUCGGCGAUUGGAAGCCAACUAAGAAGGACAUCUUGUUGGGUAGAUUUACAGGGUCAUUAGCGACGACCAUCAACGCCAUGUACGGUGCUGAUUUUUGCGAAAAUCUAGGUAACAACCCGAAAAUGAACAACAUUGCAGAUUAUUACAACUAUUACCUUGACCUCACAGGCGUCAGCAGUGACCAAGCCGGGGACCUCCUCAGCUGUAUGGACCAGAAACCUUUUAACCUGCCCAAGGAUUGGCGCCAGCUGCCUGAAUAAAAUUUGUAUAAUAUUAGUAUGUGUGGCUCGAUGUAUUUCAUUAAGAAGC
Messenger RNA from Striga asiatica, 1039 nucleotides. The record is from the annotation of a GenBank genome assembly. NCBI's taxonomy places the organism in Eukaryota, Viridiplantae, Streptophyta, Magnoliopsida, Lamiales, Orobanchaceae.